This is a messenger RNA of Hirsutella rhossiliensis, 636 nucleotides long. RefSeq lists its product as uncharacterized. The record is from RefSeq and is a predicted model, not a curated record. The coding region runs from base 1 to 636 and encodes 211 amino acids. The transcript has 3 exons. Lineage: Eukaryota; Fungi; Ascomycota; Sordariomycetes; Hypocreales; Ophiocordycipitaceae.
AUGAUCGAGGGCGGUCUCGAGUACGGGUUGCUGACAACUGGCGAGGCGACCGUCUUCCUCAAGGUGGACUGGGCCGAGCCUGAAACGUUGUAUUAUCACCUGGCAGAGCCCGGGCCGGAGGUGUUGGCUCAUCCAGAGCAUAUGCAGUCUAGCUCCGCGGUGGGGCAGUAUCUCGCGUUCAGCCUGAUGGCGCUAGGUAGGCCGGGCGGACGGGUGGAACACGGGCAGGAUGAGCGUGAUCGGGCGACGGCGAAUCUCAACAGCUGGGCACCUACAACAUACGAGGACUUUGACCGGUCGCCGAUUACGCGGCAGGGGAGGAGACACCGUCGAGGUAGAAUAGGCGACGAGCGCAACACAAUUGCGACUAGACGAGAUCAGUCGGAAUCAUCGGACGACGAGUCGGGAUAUCGACCUCCGGAUACGCCGAGCCCCUCUGAGCGAAGUCAACGAAUCCUGGCACGCCGGCCCCGCCAAGGGACUGAUGAGGAAGUGGAACGGCGGUACUGCACCCAAGCAUGCCUCCUUGACUGGUUCAGGAGGCACCUCGAUCCUUGUUGUCCCAACGCGGGUGUCAUGGCAGACCUCGAGGCGCGCUACAUCCGAUCAGUCAUUCUACAUGGCUGCAACUUCUGA